This is a messenger RNA of Anopheles aquasalis, 1465 nucleotides long. Its product is annotated as CLIP domain-containing serine protease 14D. Gene Ontology annotation, molecular function: serine-type endopeptidase activity. Gene Ontology annotation, biological process: proteolysis. Lineage: Eukaryota; Metazoa; Arthropoda; Insecta; Diptera; Culicidae. The record is from RefSeq and is a predicted model, not a curated record.
CCGAUCGUUCCGGACCGGGCUCCAGUGGGAGCAGUGAUCCUCUCCCAAGUCAGUAGUCGAUGUACCGCCACCGACAACGCCACCGGCAGCAGCUUCCAAACAGUGGCCAGUGAAUCGUGUGCAAUAAUGCUGACAAACAGUGCAAUGAAAGGCCUUAUUGUGUUCCUCACACUAGUGAUUACCAUCGAUAAGCUGAACGCCACAGCUGAGCAGUAUCUCUCCAGCUGUCAGACACCGGAUGGUGAGGCCGGAACCUGUGUGCUGGUCCGCGAAUGCCCAUUCGCUCUGGCCGUGCUGAAGAAGAAGGAUCACACCCACAACGAUGUGCGCUAUCUGGAGGCGACCCGUUGUGGUGAGCUGGGGAAAAAGGUUCUGGUCUGCUGCAAUGAACCGAACGUGACGCAAACCUCGGAACCGGUCGAUGCGGAAACCAUUGCCGAGUUGGUGGAGAAUCGGUUCGGUACGCGGGAACAGAAGCGAGAUCUGCUACCACCGGUCUGUGGCCAAUCAAGCAACGAUCGUCUUAUAGGGGGCGAUCGAGCCUAUCUGUUCGAUUAUCCCUGGAAUGCGUUAAUCCAGCAUCGAACGAAAGAUGGAGAGGCUCGGUUUCACUGUGGAGGUGCCUUGAUCAACAAUCGAUACGUAGUCACCGCGGCCCAUUGCAUAAUGGGCAUGAAGAAAUCCUGGACCAUCACGGGAGUUCGAAUUGGGGAAUCCAACACAGCGACGAAUCCCGAUUGUUUCCAUGAACAAGGUGAUGCGGUUUACGAAUGUGCCGAUCCGGUUCAGGAUAUCGCCAUCGAAAAGGUAUUGAUACCAGAGAACUACACUGGCGUCAAUGGCACACCGGAAGUCAAGCACGAUAUCGCACUCCUCCGCCUUGCACGGCGCGUUGAACUGAGUGAGAGUGUCGCACCGAUCUGUUUGCCGGUUGAUUUCAAAGUUCAAAACGAACUGAACGCCGUGUCACCAAGACGCUUCAUCGAAAGCGGUUGGGGCAAAACGAUUGACGCGGCUGGUAAUGAGCAUAAGAUGACCUUCUCUUCGGAGGCCGUGUCACAGGACGAAUGCCGCCAGAAGUAUCCCCAUGCCAACUUGGACGAUGGACACAUUUGUGCCAAACCACAGCGGGAAGCCGACACUUGCCGGGGGGACUCGGGUGGUCCGCUAGCGGUUCUCCAUUCCAAGGGUGCCCUUUACCUGGUUGGUGUGGCAAGUCUACGAAAGCAGUGCGCCAUCACCGGGGAGCCUGCGGUGUACACAAAUGUGGAGCGUUACGUUGAUUGGAUCAUCGAUAAUCUCGAACCGUAAAGAUUCCUUUAAGGCUUGCGAAUGGCCAAACUAUCCGGGGGAAUGCUAUGCUGCAAUGCUUCAAAUUGAGUAAGCAAGCAUAGCAAGUAUCAUUACAACGGAUCCACGACGAGCAAAUAGGUACAAAUAAAAGUUAUAAAAAUAUCAGAAUUAU